Messenger RNA from Colletotrichum godetiae, 1588 nucleotides. Its product is annotated as chaperonin 10-like protein. The coding region runs from base 324 to 1403 and encodes 359 amino acids. The transcript has a single exon. The record is from RefSeq and is a predicted model, not a curated record. Lineage: Eukaryota; Fungi; Ascomycota; Sordariomycetes; Glomerellales; Glomerellaceae. Gene Ontology annotation, molecular function: oxidoreductase activity, acting on NAD(P)H.
GUCCGAGAGCAUUCCACAAAUCGCAGUUUGAUGUCACGAAGAAACUAACAGAAUGUAGAUGGACCUUACAAAGCAAGAUUUCUUUGUUUGGAAGCCCUGCCUGUGGUGCUUAUUUCCUGAAAUAUUUAAAAACCCUGUGGCUCUUGGUUACCGUAUAAUUUACCAAGUCAACUUUGUCUUCUUUCCGAGGGCUCUUUCCCCUCACACCUCGAUCUCAAGCGCUUCCCGAUCAUUGGAUAUUUCGAGUCAAACACCAGAGACCAACAAGGCCCAAUUCUCAUACACUACCUCCAGUGCCCCUGAAACUUACUCGUCUCCUCAAAAUGAAGGCUUUGGUAUCAAACCGCAGCACUCCCGCGCGAAUUUUCAAUCUCACCUCAGGAAAGUCCAUUUUCAAGGGGGCCCAUGUGAUCGACGUACCCAAACCGGUGAUCACCGGCCAGGAGAUUCUGGUCAAGGUGAACUCUGUGGCUCUAAACCCGAGCGACUACAAGCACAUUGACGUCAUCUCACCUAAGAACUGCAUUGUGGGCUGCGACUACGCAGGAGAGGUGAUUGAAGUUGGCAAGUCCGUGGUAGAGUCAUGGAAGGUGGGAGAUCGUGUAGCGGGUGUUGUCCACGGCGGCCUGCAUCACGACAGGGGUGCUUUCGCAGAAUUCCUCAAGGCUGAGGCAGACCUGGCGUGGAAGGUUCCUCCCGGUAUUUCAGAUGAGGCUGCAGCAACCUACGGUGUCUCGGCCGUCACCGCCAUACUGGCUAUGAAUGUCCACCUUGGGCUUCCGUGGCCCGAUGAGCCUAAGAAUUCCGAAGCAUCAACACGACGACGAACCGUCUUCAUCUACGCAGGCUCCACUAGUGUCGGUCUCUUUGCCAUCCAGCUCGCCAAGUUAGCUGGUUGCACCGUGGUCACAACAGCGUCUCCACACUCCAAUGAUCUUGUCAAGAGCUAUGGGGCCGACCACGUCUUUGACUACAGAUCGGAGAAUUGGGUACAGGAUGUUACAACAGCCUUUCCAGAUAUUAGUCUGGCCCUGGACUGUAUCUCAGAAAAGGGCACUGGUGCUCUGACAGCUAAAGUACUUCAAGCCAAGGGUGGCAAGGUCGUCACGCUGCUUGAUCAAGGAGAGUCAAAGAUUGCCGGUGUUAAGUACGAUAUGAUCAUGCUCUACACCGUAUUUGGCAAAGAGUUUGCCUGGUUGCCCCCAAUUGGACCAAAAUUCCCAGUGGAUUUGGAACAUCGACAGGCGCUCGCGCGGUUCUACUCGAUACUUCCAGGGCUUCUUGAGAUUCUACGACCUCCUCCUCUCAAACAGAUCAAUGGCGGUAUUGAUGUCUUGCUUGAGGAAUUGGACCAAUUGCGCAAGGGGAAGGUAUCUGGAAAGAAGUUGGUCGUCAAGCUUUAGUGGGAUGAUAAUUUAAUUAGAUGUUUAAAUAGCAACUACCAAGUGCGUGAUAAUUGAAACAGUCCAUGUCUGAAUGUAGUGAUUGGGUUACCAAAGAAGGGAUGUGUUAAUUGGUACACUAUUUCACCCGUUUAAAACUGAUCACCGUUUACACCAGUCUCGAUUUCUUGCCGAUACCUCGAAGC